Molecule: messenger RNA, 723 nt
Organism: Fonsecaea multimorphosa CBS 102226
Lineage: Eukaryota; Fungi; Ascomycota; Eurotiomycetes; Chaetothyriales; Herpotrichiellaceae
Exons: 1
Coding region: 1-723 (240 amino acids)
Biological process (GO): cilium assembly
Molecular function (GO): protein binding
Source: RefSeq, a predicted model, not a curated record
AUGGAGGCCUCCAAACUGAGCGCGAAUGAUUCCAGUGUCUUGUCUGCACUUUUCGAUCCAGAAUCCUCACUGUCAAGCACUGUACAGGUCGAUAACAGUACGCUCGAAGACCAAUCGCCCAGCAGUCUGAAAAGGCUUGGGGAACAGGAACGACUUGCACUGAAAUCAAUCAACCAAGAACAGCCCCAACUGAGUGACAUCGAGCACUCAAUCGCUCAGUUGACCGAAAUAAUCACGGUCGAUCCCUCGUAUGCCUCUGCGUGGAACAACAGAGCGCAAGCCCGACGAAUGCUCGUUAGGGACGACGAUCUUCCCAGGAAUCCAGGCAUCGUGGCUGAGAUCUUUCAAGACCUUGCACAAGCCAUUGCACUCUCUACUCCAACUGGACCAAAGGCAACGCUCUCUGGAUCUGAUGCAAAGGUUCUUGCGUCGGCACAUACGCACCGAGGCUAUCUACUGCUGCUGGCUAGCAAGUCGGAAGACAAUCGAGAGAUGCUAGCAGCGGUGCCACAUGUCAACGCCUUAUCAACAGAGAUGCUGGAGGAAGCUGCAAGCCGGGAGCUUGUGAUUGGAGGCCGGUAUGGAAAUGAAACCGCGCGGCAGCUGGCGGUGAAGACCAACCCGUAUGCAAAGCUGUGUGGAUCCAUAGUGAGAGAAGCGUUGGCGAAGGAGAUAUCGGACUUCUACCAACCUCAUGUAGCCUUGUAUGGUGCCAAUGCAUGA